This is a messenger RNA of Mya arenaria, 3012 nucleotides long. Its product is annotated as toll-like receptor Tollo. The transcript is spliced from 2 exons. The record is from RefSeq and is a predicted model, not a curated record. Gene Ontology annotation, cellular component: membrane. Gene Ontology annotation, molecular function: transmembrane signaling receptor activity; protein binding. Lineage: Eukaryota; Metazoa; Mollusca; Bivalvia; Myida; Myidae. Bases 241 to 2874 code for a protein of 877 amino acids. Gene Ontology annotation, biological process: toll-like receptor signaling pathway; immune response.
AAAAGAUAACAUAAAACAUGUGAAAUAUAUUGUGAAACAUAUUGAAAGAAGUUCAUUUAAAAAAACCUGAGCUAUUCAAACUUAAACGAAUAUCUAAAUGCGGAAGAUGUGAUUCAACUUAUCACUAUACCUGCUAUCGUUAAGGAUAAACGCAUGUGUUUCAAAACUGAAUUACUCAUAAUUGGUCGACUUUCCUGGUUUCAUAGAAGGAUUUAAGUUCAUUUUAGAUUUCGAUUGGACAUGGAGACGCAAGGCCUUUCCUUAAGAAGCAGUUGCCUCGUCAUAUGCUAUAUAACCAUCGUGCUAGUCUUCAGUACAUCUGCAAAUGCCAGUGGAGUUUGUCCCAUGGACCCUAUAACAGACCCUAAAUUUUCGAUGAAGGUGAUGUUUUGUGACAACCCCAUGUGGAAAACAACUUAUUUUUACAGGAUAAUUCCUUUUAUGACUAAAUACAUCAUGGAAAAAGGACGUAAUUUUGUCCAUUAUUUAGAAGUGGAAGCAGGCAAUUCGUCAGUCUGGAAUUCGAUUUCGAGACGGUCCUCAUACCUGUGUCUCUUUGGAGUUAAUGACUAUGAUCAAAGAAGCCUAACAACUGCAAUCGAAGGCGGUAUAGUAGGGGAAACAUGUCCUAAACUGAGAUUUUUAGAAAUAAAGAGCAUCAAUAUCAAGAACAUUACAAAGAACACCUUUAGGUAUUUAGAAAAUUUAUCAAUACUGCUCUUACUAAACAACUCCAUUGAAUAUUUGCCCAUACACGUGUUUGAGUAUUUAAAAAAUAUUAUCUGGAUAGGUCUAUAUAACACAGCUAUUCACACCGUAUCACCACAUCACUUUUGCUUAUGCAACAAACUUGAGUUCCUCCAAAUCGAGUCAAGUAAUCUAACAAAUAUAAAUGGUCAAUUUGAUGAACGGCUCCAAACAAGUACAUGUAACUUUAAGCUCCUCUCUCUAGUUUUAAGCGAUAAUCCAUUUCUCAAUAUGACAAGUGGAAUGUUUAAACAAUAUGCACUAAAUGGCGUUCUCUCAGUCGCCAAUACAUCGCUUUCAGAAUUAAGACAAGAAUAUUUUAAUGAACUUGAAAAUGUUUUAUUUCUUAGUUUGGAGUACAAUCAAAUCAAUAGAAUUCCCCAAGACGUUUUCAGUGCACUAUCUUAUUCCUUGCAAGGAAUAAAGCUGUCCAAUAAUUUUAUUACUGAAAUAAAUAUAGAGCAAUCAUUUACAAAUAUUUCUCUUAUAACCCUUUUUCUUGAUAGCAAUGAGAUUGAGAAUGUCACCGGCUCCUUCAAUAUUUUCCCUGACUUAUUUGAAAUCUAUCUGAACGAUAACAAAAUAAACAUACUGCCACAGGACGCGUUUACUAACCUAACAAAUCUUCAAAUUUUAGACUUACGAAAUAAUAAUUUGAACCCGAUACCAGAUAGGCUGUUUUCAGGUCUUACAUCUUUAAAACGUUUAAAUAUAUCCGGCAACAAAAUACAAACCCUCCCGGAAGGCGUCUUUCAAGAAUUAAAGUCGGUCGUUACGUUAGAUAUGGCAAACAAUUCAUUCAAAUAUUUGAAUCCGGACCUUUUUUCGAAUUGCAGCAACCUUGAAAAUCUAACAUUUUCUAAAAACCAAUUAACUGGCAUGAAAUACAUAAAUUCAAAACAUAUAAGAAAUGUCGACAUGUCUCAUAAUUAUCUUGAAGAUGUACCAACACUACUACACCAUGCUGACGAAAUGUGCAAAAAUAAUAUUUCUGAAAGGCUGCAGAUUUUGAAUGCUAGCUUUAAUAAAAUAAGUCAUUUUCAGGCAGAAUGUUUUGGGAAUCUUACCGUCCUUGAUUUGCAGCACAAUUUGAUAACAGAUAUGUUGGAUUUUAAUGGAAUGGAAACUUUACAAACUCUUAAUCUGCGUCAAAACCUCAUAGAGCGGAUCGAAGAUGUUGUGAUAAGCCCUUACAAGAUAAGCCUUAAAAGCCUUGAUCUUGGUCAAAACCUGAUUCGUUUUAUCGGACAAGGUGUGUUUCAAAGUCCUCUGGAAUAUCUAUACUUGGAUGGAAAUUCACUCAAAUAUCUGGACACUUUAAACAUGCCAUAUUUUAACUACAUCAGUAUUUCGGGAAAUCCUUUGUCAUGUGGUUGCAACAAUCUUGAUCUUAUAGUAUGGCUUAACAAUCUUGAACCUCAGAACCAUGAUAACGUAACAUGUGUUGGUUCUAGCGAAAUUAGAGACUUCGACGUACAGAAGUGUUCUGACGUUGUCGUCGUAGCGCUUUGUGUUUCAAUAAGUGUUUCAUUUGUAAUGUUAACGGGCAUUGUGGUAUGCCGAUUCAGGUAUGAAAUACAAGUCAUCGCUUUCUACAAGUGGCACGUACGAUUCAGACUUCCUUCAAGUUCAACUAAGAGCAGUAUUCGACAAACAUAUACAUAUGACGCAUUUGUCUGCUUCGCGGAAGAAGACAUGGAUUAUGUAAGAACAACCAUUGUGCCAUUGCUGGAGCCUCAAUACAAGCUUUGUAUCUACUACAGGGAUUUUCCAGUCGGAGAAGACAUUGCUGAAGUAAUUCUUAAUGUUAUUGAGAAGAGCGCCGUUACAAUUAUUGUGUUAUCAGAAGCCUUUCUAAAAAGUAGAUGGGGAAGAUUUGAAUUCCGUAGGGCUCACCAUCAUGUUAUGAUGACAGACAAUAAGAGGAUGGUAGUCAUCCUUUUGGAGGAUUCUGUGCUGAAGAAAGAACUGGAUUUGACUUUGAGAAGUAUUCUGUAUACGAAGGCUUAUCUUACGAAACAUGACUCUUUGUUUAAGGAAAAACUUCUAUUUUCUAUGGCGGAGACAAAACAAUUGAGACAGUCGUUGAAUUCCAGUCCGACAGAUAGUACUUCAUUAUUAGAUUAAACUUACUACCAUUGUUGUUAUUUUUCUUUUCAUUUUAAAUGGCUUUCUUUGUGUCUUAUAUUUUCUAUACGCUAUUUUGUCAGAUGUGUUGCACAAUCCAUAAUCACAUUGUAUAAACAAAUAUAUUUUCUUUUUCGG